Molecule: messenger RNA, 2676 nt
Organism: Penicillium concentricum
Lineage: Eukaryota; Fungi; Ascomycota; Eurotiomycetes; Eurotiales; Aspergillaceae
Exons: 6
Coding region: 1-2676 (891 amino acids)
Biological process (GO): transmembrane transport
Molecular function (GO): oxidoreductase activity; transmembrane transporter activity; FMN binding
Source: RefSeq, a predicted model, not a curated record
AUGUCAAAUGAAAAACCUCACCAAGUCUAUGGUGAAACCAACAGCAAGCCCACAAUCACAGAAAAUGUCCUCCAAGAAAAGGCCGAGACCCAGUCCUUGAUCAUUGACUUUGAAGAAAACGACCCCGGAAACCCACUGAACUGGCCCAGAUCAAAAAAAUGGACGAUAACACUUGUCGUCUCUCUUUCGGUGUUUCUAAUGCCACUAUCUUCAUCAAUUGUCGCACCCGAGCUGAGCACCAUCAAAGAUGAACUGAACAUGGGCAGCUCAUUAGAAGCAGUUCUAGUCAUGUCAACCUUCAUCCUGACCUACUGUCUCGGCCCUCUGAUACUAGGCCCAUUGAGCGAGAUGUUUGGAAGAGCCGCAGUCUUACACUCGGGGAAUACAUUCUACCUAAUCUUCAACCUGGUGUGUGGGUUCGCUCAAAAUAAAGGCGAAUUACUUGCUUCCCGUCUCCUCGCCGGCUUUGGAGGCGCGGGUGGACUUGUUGUGGGCGCUGGUAUCAUCAGCGACUGCUUUCCCAAAGAAGAGCGCGGCUGGGUAAUUGCCAUCUACAAUCUUGGGCCAGUCUUUGGCCCUUCCCUGGGUGCUGUCAUUGGCGGGUUCAUCACUCAAUACACGACAUGGCGUUGGGCAUUCUGGGCAACAUCUAUCUUCGACGGGGUCUUGAUCGUGCUUGGUUUACUUGUUAUGCAGGAAACAUACCCACCCGUCAUCCUCGCGAGGAGAAAGGCAAAGAUGUUGAAAACGGCUGCGCCAAAUACUCUAUUGAAGACACCUUAUGAGAAACCAGACCAGACUCUCGGCCAGCUAUACCGCAACUCUCUUCUCAGACCCCUGCAGCUACUGAGAGUUCAGCCCAUCGUCCAGCUCCUAGCCAUCUUCUACGCCUAUCUAUACGGACUAAUGUACCUAGUUCUCUCGACCUUCACAACUCUCUGGGCAGAGAAAUACCACCAGCUCGUCGGUCCAGCUAGUCUGAACUACCUCGCACUGGGAAUCGGAUACUUCCUCGGCUCACAGGUAUGCGGGUUCCUCGCAGACCCAAUCUAUAGAGCCCUCAAGAAGAAACAUGGCGGGAAUGGAAAACCGGAAUUCAGAGUAGUUCUCAUGUUCCCCGCCUCGAUCCUCGCCCCGGUCGGUUUGCUGUGGUACGGUUGGGCAGCGCAGGCAGUCACUCAUUGGAUUGUGCCUGAUCUUGGAAUCGCACUAUUUGCUGGUGCUGCGAUGGUUCUAUUCCAGUGUACCAGUGCAUAUCUGUAUGAGGCUUUUACUUUGUAUGCGGCUAGUGCGACGGGUGCUGUUUAUAUUCUUCGUGGAUUGACGGGAUUCGGAUUUCCUCUCUUCGGUCCGAGGAUGUAUCAGUCCUUGGGUUAUGGAUGGGGGACCACUAUGCUUGCUCUUGUUGCUGUUAUUAUGGGCUUUCCGGUGCCUGUUAUUCUUUGGAGAUAUGAACGCUUUACAAUGUCUGAUAACUACGGUAGCUACCAAACGGAGAUAUAUGGCAAGGGUGCCUUGAUGGGAAUCCUGCCCGGUGUAACCACCGACCCCCGCAAGCUAGAGGAACAUGCUCGAGAGUCGCUAGGCGUUCGCGCAUUCAAUUAUGUCGCCGGUGGAGCAGGCGAGAAGGCGACGAUGGAUAGCAACCGGCUGGCAUUCCGGCAGUGGAAGCUAAUCCCACGAAUGAUGCGAAAUACACCCGAGCAAGACGUUUCAGUCGAGCUCUUCGGUCAGAAAUACGAUAAUCCCCUUAUCAUGGCACCGGUCGGCGUCCAGGGCAUCUUCCACGAAGACAAGGAGACAGGUCUUGCAGAAGUAUGCGAGGAAGUCGGGGUACCGUAUACGAUGAGCACGGCGAGCACGAGCUCGAUUGAAGAUGUUGCGACCGCCAAUAAGCACGGGAAGCGAUGGUAUCAGCUGUACUGGCCGAGGGACAAUGAUGUUACGCUGUCGCUGCUAAAGCGGGCCAAAGAGAGCGGGUUCUCGGUUCUUGUUGUUACCUUGGAUACAUGGUCGCUGGCGUGGCGACCGGCGGAUUUGGAUAAUGCCUAUGUACCCUUUAUCAAGGGGGUGGGGAACCAGGUCGGGUUUAGCGAUCCUGUUUUCCGCGCGAAGUUCGAGAAGGAAACUGGAUCGAAGAUUGAGGAGGAUAUUAUUGGUGCUUCGCGUGCGUGGAUCGGGGACAUUUUCGCUGGUAGUCCGCAUUCGUGGGAGGAUUUGGCUUUCUUGCGGAAGAAUUGGGAUGGGCCGAUUGUGUUGAAGGGAAUUCAGCACGUGGAUGAUGCGAGACUGGCGCUAGAGCAUGGAUGUGAUGGGAUUGUGGUAUCAAAUCAUGGUGGCCGUCAAGUGGAUGGUGCUAUCGGGUCUCUGGACGUUCUUCCGGAAAUAGUCGAUGCAGUCGGUGACAAGAUGACGGUACUUUUCGAUUCCGGUAUUCGGACAGGUUCGGAUGUGAUCAAGGCACUAUGCUUGGGAGCCAAAGCAGUUCUUGUUGGUCGACCGGUGAUUUACGGACUCAGCAUUCAGGGCCGAGACGGGGCCAGACAGGUGCUUCAGGGUCUUUUGGCCGAUUUGUGGCAGAACAUGGGCCUAUCGGGGAUUCGGAGGGUGCAAGAUUGUGAUCGGAGUCAGAUUCGCAAGGUGCAAUACGGAGGUGACGUGAAGGCGAUGAUGUAG